AACUCCCUUAAUAAAGUGGAAAAUUCAAAGUAUGGCAGCACUGGAUUGCAUUUGGCGCGCGCGCGAAUCGCCCUUCCAAAUCAACAUGGCGAACGCUCGGGGAGCGCGCCUCGUCUCAUAAAACAACCGGAUAAUCACAUUCUCACAACACGUAUUUAUUAUUUCAAUAUAUCGUUCGUAUAAAAUGUUAUAGUGUCCGAUCUACGGGUGUGAAUAGUGAAUUCUUUUGUGUACACAGUGAGUUAUUGUUUAUUGCAUGAGUGGUGCUCAUGGGGUGGCCGAUGUACGGGACGAUGGACGUGAUUCACCUGCCAGCACCGAACAGCUAACGAAAUGUGGGGAGAAGGAGGCGGAUCUGGACUGCGUAGCAAUAGGUAGCCGGCUGCGGGGAGCGAUGGGGACCCGUCGGCCGGCCAAGUUCUGGCCACAGCUGUGGGCCACCGUCGUCAGGAACCUGCUGCUCAAGAAACGGGAUACCAGAAAGACUCUAGCGGAGGUGCUGGUACCGUUAUACUCCCUGGGCGUGCUUAUAUUCCUGAAGAUGCUGGUGCCAAACCCCAACUUCCCUGAGGUUCGGAAACCAGGCCGGCUGCUCAGGAUACAGCAUGACGCCUUCCCGGAGAACCACUCCGUUGCUGUUGUAGCUGACUGGCUCAAUGCCAACGGAACUAUGGGUUUCCUGGAGGAGAUAAACACAUUGCUAGCAGAGUCCCACCAGCAUCCGAUCCGAUGGAUCAAGUACAACAACAACUCGGAGCUGAACGACGCGUACCACAACGACGCCAGGAACUUCCCCAUCGCCGUCAUCUUUCAUACUGAUCCUACCUCCAAUAUCGAGCCCCUUAGGUAUACAAUCAGGACCAACCCAUCCCACAUAGGCACGCCGUCCACACGCAUCCUCACGACCUCUCCAGCAAAAUGCCGGGAGAGAACUGCCUCCAAAGACUGGUCCUCCGACUGGUCGAGAGGAGGACAACUCAUUCCACUGUCAGAGAUGCAUGGAGAGGACACGUGCCCAGUUCUACAGUAUUACUAUUCAGGAUUCUUAGCUUUGCAGACGCUUAUAGAUUAUAUUAAGAUUAAGUUCGACACAGACGCAGCAAUACCGCCUCCCCGGAUAGACCUACGGCAGUUUCCCAAGCGUCAGCAUACUGGAGACUGGCUGGUCAUCUUCAGGGUCAUCAUGCCAAUGUAUAUGGUGAUGACCCUAUCACAGUUCAUCACAUAUCUGCUCAUGUUCGUUGUGGGGGAGAAGGAGAAGAAGAUCAGGGAAGGAAUGAGGAUCAUGGGAUUGAAGGAAUCUGUUUAUUGGGGUUCCUGGUUCCUAAUCUACGCUGUGUUUGUCACAAUCUUGUCCAUCGUCAGUACUGUACUGCUUUUUACGUUGAAGGUGUUCCAGCAUUCUUCAUACAUCUUAAUAUUUCUGCUGAUGCUGCUGUUUGGCUUCACGAUCAUCACCUUCGCGUUUAUGUUGACGCCAUUCUUCGAUCGGGCGAGGACGGCUGGUAUCCUGGGCAGCUUUGCAGUGAACCUGAUGAGUGGCCUCUACUUCAUCCAAGUGUUUGUCUCCAAUGCGGACUCCCUCGCCUUCUGGUUCGUCUCCCUCAUCAGCUCCAGCUGCUAUGCACUGGCUAUGGAUAAGGCUUUAGUCCUGGACAUGGCUGGUGUGGGUGUGACUUGGGAUAACCUUUGGAGUGGCCCAGGAGUUCCCUUCGGAGGCAGCCUCAUCAUGAUGGCAGUAGACACUGUUUUGUAUGGCCUGGCUGCCUACUGGCUGGAUGCUGUUAUCCCUAGUGAAUAUGGUAUCAAGCAAAAGCCAUGGUUCUGCCUGCUCCCUUCGUUCUGGCUGGGCAGCAGACGCGGUAGGGUAUCUGCGGUACACUUCCACUCUAAUGGAGAAGCAGCUGCUCAUAAUAAGGACAUCGAACCUGUACCUAGGGAACUUCAAGACAAAGAAGCCAUCAGGAUAGUGGGCUUACAAAAGAGCUUCAGACACUGUCGUAAACCUGAGAUUAAGGCCAUUGAUAAUAUCGACCUGAGUAUCUACGAGGGUCAGAUCACAGCUGUGUUAGGCCACAAUGGCGCUGGGAAGUCCACGCUCUUCAACAUCCUCACUGGGUUGACGGCACCUACCAAUGGAACUGCUUAUGUUUAUGGACUUGAUGUCAGGGAUCCCAACGACAUGCAUGAGAUUCGUCAAAUGAUCGGCGUGUGUCCUCAACAAGAUGUGCUGUUUGAUCUUCUAUCCGUAAAAGAGCAUCUACAGUUCUUUGGUGCAGUUAAGGGUAUCCCUCGAAAAAGACUGCCAGAAGAAAUCCACAAAGCUCUUUCAGAUGUUGGUCUUUUGGAUCAAAUGAAUGUAUUCGCUAAACAUCUUUCUGGAGGACAGAAGAGGAAGCUUAGUAUAGCCAUCGCGUUUAUUGGGGACCCUAAGAUAAUAAUCCUAGACGAGCCUACAGCAGGAGUGGACCCGGUGUCCCGCCGACAAACAUGGCGGAUCUUGCAACGAGCUCGGCACGGGAAGGUCUUAUUAUUGACUACUCACUUCAUGGACGAAGCAGACAUUUUGGGGGAUAGGAAAGCUGUCAUCAGUAAAGGCAGAGUUCGUUGUGCUGGCACGUCAUUGUUCUUGAAAAACAAAUUCGGAAUUGGAUAUCAUCUGACAUUGGUCUUAGACGGAGUAUGUCGGGAACAUCAGAUCACCCGACUGGUCCGUGGCCACGUGCCUCGCGCGGAGAAGGCGCGUCGUCACGGACGGGAACUGUCCUACAUCCUGCCUCACUACGCUGUACACCUGUUCCCGCCACUCUUUAAUGCCAUCGAACAGGAGGUCAAGGAGAAGACUAAUAGACUUGGUAUAACAAGCUAUGGUGUGUCAAUGACAACUCUGGAGGAGGUGUUCUUGAGCUUGGAAGGUGAAAACGCUGAAGAAACGGAAGCUGUUGAAGGAGUGUCCUCUGUGAAGCUGGUUAGGGCUCGCGCAUUAUCCAGGAGUUUGUCCUUACAGAGCAAGACAUUGAGUUAUCAAGAACUAAACGACAAGGACGGUCAGAAAGCGACAUCGUUACCAACCCCACCAGCAUCCCACGCGUUACAUUCCACCACACACGGCGUUGAACAUGUCAAGGUGGCUCCCGAAGUCCCAAUAUCAGUGGAUGCUCUAGGCGAGACAGUGAAGACGAAUCCGACCUGCUGGAGAACAUUCUGCGCACUGGUCUACAUCAGAAUGGUGCGGAUGAUCAGGGACCCUUACAAGCUAUGGGUCAUGAUUUUGAUGCCUAUCAUAUCCUGCGCCCUGGGUCUUUACAUGAAGUCGAGACAGAUCGUCUUCUUCCGAAUGCAGCCACUCAAAUUGGACCCGAACGCAUACUUCAAUAAGACUCCCAUAGCCGUAUACAGUGAACAAGACAACAUCAAAGAAAUCACAGACUUGAGGGACUCCUUAGAAUCUUUAGGAGCAUAUCCCAUCAUAGAUUUUGAUGGGAACUUCUCCAGUCUUUUAGAUAUGGAGAACUUUGGAGCCUUCAGCCUAAGAGACAGUUUGAUUCCCUAUGGCAAGAUCAUGGCCUACUACAACAGUACUUACACGCACAGCUUGCCUAUCAUCGUUAAUUUGUUGGAUAAUAGUGUUUAUAGGGUUUUAAUGUCAGCAUCAGGUCUAAUAGAAAGCUUCAAGCCCAUCGAAGUGCUAACCCAUCCAUUUCAACAGACGGAACAGCAGGAGGAGUUUAACUUGGGCAACGUGGUCUGUGCUAUAUUCAUGGGCAUGAUCUUUGCUCUGGUGCCCGUCACACUCGCUGUGGAUAUCGUGUAUGAUCGAGAGAUCAAAGCGAAGAAUCAGUUGCGAGUGAACGGUCUGUCGAUGAGUAUGUACUUCCUGACGUACUUUACUGUGCUUAUCUUCAUCAUGAUUCUCACCAGCGUUGGAGUACUCGUCUUGGUAAUCCUCAACGAUAUUCCAAGCCUUACCAAUGGCUCAGCGAUCACAAUGCUCUCCGGCCUUCUCCUGCUAUACAGUCCGUCCGCCAUCUUGUUCAACACGUGCCUCUCCUACAUCUUUGACAAGAUGGACUCCGCGCAGAGCAUCAUGCCUAACAUCACCACCUGGGUCGGCGUCAUACCAUUCAUAUUGGUCGCUGUUCUGGAUACGUUUAAGUGGGGUAGCGACAUCGCGUUCUACUUACACUUGACCUUCAGUUUCCUGGAUGUGAUGUAUAUUCCUUACGCAAUAAUAUACUACGUUGAUAGGGUAUACUUGACAUGCAACCUGCGCGACUUAUGCACGACGCCGCCACUGAGCAGUUACUUCACGGCAGAAGUGUGGGUGUUACUGGUCGCCAUGUUGCUACACGUGCCAUUGUCAGGGGCCGCGCUACUGGCUGCUGACAGGGUCAAGUCUGGAGGCCGGAUAUGUCCCCGUAAGAAAAGUACAUCAGAAAGUGGAGGUGAUGCUGAACAAGAAGCAGGAGGGGAGGCGGGGGAGGACGAGGAUGUGAGACGCGAGCGACGCCGGGUCGCAGCCAUACUGCAGCAACCCAAACAUAGCGCACCGCCGCUUGUCGUUCAUAACUUACGUAAAGAAUACAAAGUGCGAGGUACGGGCAGUGGAGGAUCAUGUUGGACACAGAAAGAGGAGACAUCCUCCAGAGUGAAGUCUCGGUUCGUAGGACUAGCACGGCUCAGUCUGGCCGUGGAGGGAGGGGAGGUGUUCGGUCUACUGGGACAUAAUGGCGCUGGGAAAACUACCACCAUGAAGAUCAUCACUGCGGAGGAGAGGCCCACGCAUGGCAGUGUAAUGCUAGGCAGUCAGAACAUCGACGACUCCCAAACGUCAGCGUUCAUGAUGCUCGGCUACUGCCCGCAACAUGACGCGCUGUGGAAGAAUGUCACCAUCCGGGAACACAUCGAGUGCUACGCAGCCAUCAGGGGAGUCAGCAAGGCUGAUACUCCUAGGAUAGUGGACGCCUAUCUAAACGGUCUCCAAAUAAUGGAGCACGCGAAUAAGAACGCGGACGAGUGCUCGGGGGGCACGCGCCGGAAGCUGUCGUUCGCGCUGGCGAUGGUGGGCAGUCCUCGCGUCGUGUUACUGGACGAGCCCUCCACUGGCAUGGACCCUCGCAGCAAGAGGUUCCUCUGGGACACCAUCCUCGCUAGCUUCCAGGGCAAAAAAGGUGCUAUAUUAACGACACAUUCCAUGGAAGAGGCUGAUGCUUUAUGUUCCAGAGUCGGCAUCAUGGUCAAAGGUGGCCUGAGAUGUAUCGGCUCAACACAACACUUGAAGAAUUUGUACGGAGCAGGUUACACACUGGAGAUGAAGAUUGGGAACAAUAAUCAAAAAGCUAAUAUGAUGGAGUCAGAGUCACUGUCACCAUCGCCGCUCAGAUCAAAUGAGAACUCACCAUCAUUAGGAGAAGCAGAUGAAGGAGGUUCGAACACGGGCUCAGUAUGCGCGGAGGCGGAGGGCGAGGCGGAGGCCGUGGACGCCAGCAUACACACGCCGCUAGUGGCCGGUACUCCGCCGCCGCCCAGACUGCAACACCAUCGGACGGAAUCCGGUGGAGGUGGAGCGAAUUCAGAAGCAGUGAUAGCGUUAGUGGGUCAGAUAUUCCCCGCGGCAGUACUAGAGGAGAGCUUCGCGGAGCGGCUCGUGUUCUCCGUGCCACAGUCUGCUGUCUCCAGCCUCGCCAGGUGUUUCCAGCAGAUUGAGGACGCGAAAGAAAAACUAAAUAUAGUUGAGUACAGCUUCAGUCAAACGACUUUGGAGCAGGUGUUCCUGAAAUUCGCACAAUCUGAGAAUGUCGAUUCAUCAGACUAAGAACAUAAACCGUUGAUAGUAUUGUAAGUGACACGGCACUGUUCUGACUUGGAUUCAAUUAUAGGUAAGUAAAAAAUAAAAAAGUUUAACUUGAUACACCUAUUUUGAACUUUUGUGAGCAAAACUGUUGAAAAAAUGUCAGUACUAUAACUUAUUUGAACUCAUUAAUCAAUUCUAGAAAACUAUAUCAAAGAUAUGUUUUUAAAGUUGUUAUCUUAUAUCUAAUUAAAAUGGCAGCUAAUAAAAAAUUAAGAUGCAAGUAAAACACUUUUGCUUCCAAAAGAUGAGCAAGUCAAAACAGUGCUCGUAUUUUGUGCUUUUGAAAAGAAAAUGUAAAAUAAGAAAUCGCUUCUGAUAUUGUGUAGUUCGUUUAGUUGAAUUCUGUUUAUAGCCUUAGGAGUCAUGGGAAACUUUUUAUGUAUAUCAAUAAGAUCAUAAGCA
Messenger RNA from Spodoptera littoralis (African cotton leafworm), 6256 nucleotides. The record is from the annotation of a GenBank genome assembly. Lineage: Eukaryota; Metazoa; Arthropoda; Insecta; Lepidoptera; Noctuidae.